AUGCAACAACCAGUUGAAAUGUAUCUGGGCUGUUUGAUUGUUUUACUGGCUGUGGUUUUUGGAGCCGAGAAAGUUAACGCAGGGCCAAGGCCAGAAGAUGUCACGGAGGGAGACGCCAGCGUCAGCGAUGGAGUCGUGUUUUCGAACGCAUCGAAGGUCACCAUCGAAGACAGUAACAUCGAAAUUCUGUUAUCCGAUGUUUUCCGUCCGUACCGUGAACUACGAAUAUUUCACAUGGCAGCCAGGUUGCGCUCGGUUAAGUCGGAUGCAUUUGCAUCAGUGUCAGCGCUCGUCGAACUCAACUUAGACAACAAUUUUCUCUCAACGGUACCGAAGGAAGCCCUUCGAAAGCUUCGCGUUCUCGAAACGCUCUCUAUCCGGAAAAACCUUAUAGAGGCGCUGUCAGAUGGGGACGAAUUUUCCAGUCAUCCAAAUUUACGGAGCCUUUCAUUAAGUAGCAACAACAUUAGCUACAUCCAUCCCAAUACGUUCGCGAAUCUAAGUCAACUGAGGGCGCUUGAUUUGAGGUGGAACUCCCUGUCGGCACUCGAUGAUUCGAUCUUUCAUGAAUUACCCAUGCUGGAAGAGCUCGAUUUAAGCUCCAACUAUAUCAUCCAGUUCACCACGUCCCAUUUCAAACACUCGAAAGCACUCCGACUACUAUCACUUGCCGAGAAUCUGUACGACGCACUACCGAGCAACAUUUUCGCCACGUUGAGCCAGCUACAGUGGCUAGAUUUAUCAGAUAACUUUCUGAAAAACAACCAAUUCCGGGUGCUAGGAAAUACGUCAUUCACGAACGGCACCCAGGUGCAGAGAUUGAUGCUGUUUGAUAGUAAAAUCGAAGUGAUCAAAGCUGAUGCCUUGAAUGGGUUGAUCGGAUUGGAAGCGAUUCACUUGGAUAACAAUCGGAUCGAAGAGCUUCCAUCGAUGCUGUUUCAGACAUGCGAUAAACUGCAACAAGUGACCUGCUCGUAUAACAGGCUGACAGUGCUGCGAACAAACACCUUUUCUGGACUGUCUCGACUCCACUCGGUUGAUCUGUCCAACAACCAGCUGAGCAUUGUUGAAUCAAACGUCUUCAACGGAUCACCUUUGAAGAAUCUCAACCUGCACGGGAAUUUACUUACGAAACUAGACAGCUGGGCAUUAUCACCCACUCAUUUGAGGCAAUUGCACAUCGGUUCAAACAAGAUUUCGUCGCUGGACGAAGAGCUAAGCGCCUUUUAUAAGUUGAGGCAGCUAUUCGCAGCAAACAACGUCAUAAAGUUUGGAGCGGAAUGUCCACUGAGAAACUUUACGCAGCUGACGUAUGUCGACUUGACGAACAACUCGCUCGACUCAGUUGGCAGUGGUUGUUGGGAGCGUCAAAGCGCCCACACGCAUUCAGUUCUUGUCUACAUGGCAUUCAACAAACUUUCUGAUCCGCCACUUUUCUCAGGGCGCUUCGACACGCUCGAUCUUUCUGGCAACAACAUUUCGGACUUCGGUGAUGGGAGUCGGUUCCGAGGAUAUCAGGAGAUGGAGACGCUGCUGCUUGGGAAAACAUCCCUCGGUGAGUUGCGAGCGGAAAAUUUCGCUUUUCUGCCAAAUCUGACAGCCAUAACGGUGAGUUCGGACCGGCUUGAGCAAAUCGACGAAAACACGUUUCAUCUGCUGAAACUAAAACGGCUUGAAAUAACCCAUUCACCACUCAAGAAGCUUCCCGCACUAUUACUCAAGGGUCAGACGAUCCUUUUACAUGUAUCGUUCGCUAACAACGAUCUUCUAGAGCUGCAGGAGAACUUUUUCACUGAUUGCAGCCAACUCACGAUGGUCGAUCUGUCAGGUAACCAGCUCACUACCGUCUACCGGCAAUGGUUUGCCGAACAGGCUUCCCUUUCUUCCGUGAACCUCUCAGGUAAUAAUAUCACGUACAUCCCACCGGAUCUGUUCUCGCCGCAGAGCCACGAACUUAGGGUGCUCUCACUCGCAGGCAAUGAGCUCGAGUCCAUCGCCAACGUCACGUUCCUUGCGAAUGUUGGAAUUACGUUGCUCAACCUCUCCCGUACUGGGCUGGAUAAUAUCGAUAUUCUUAAUCGGCAUAAAUCCAUCACAUUACUCGACGUUUCCGGAAAUCAGUUAGAUCACUUGUUGGUACGUCCAAAAUACGACGUGGUGAUUGCCAACUCUAACCGAAUCACAUCGCUCCAGUGGGAGGAAGGUGAAAAGUUCGAGUUGAAAGUCCUUCAGCUAGCGGACAACGUGCUAGAGAAGCUCGACCCCCGCGUGUUUGAGGCGGUGAAUAUUAGGAAUGUUGACGUAUCGGGAAACCGACUCUCAAAUGUGCCAUUCGAGGCGUUGCACAAGGCUAGAUUAUUGUUGGAACUGAACGUCUCACGGAACAACAUAAGCACGCUUUCGGUGGACCCCAUCAGGCGGUUCAAGCUGGAAAGGUUGGAUCUGUCAGAUAACCCGAUUGAGGCAUUACCCGAGGGCUUCCUGGGUUCAUCUGUAGUUAACGAGCUGAUCACGAACAUCCCGAAGUGA
Anopheles nili is the source of this 2529-nucleotide messenger RNA. Its product is annotated as protein artichoke-like. The coding region runs from base 1 to 2529 and encodes 842 amino acids. Lineage: Eukaryota; Metazoa; Arthropoda; Insecta; Diptera; Culicidae. Gene Ontology annotation, molecular function: protein binding. The transcript is spliced from 3 exons. The record is from RefSeq and is a predicted model, not a curated record.